CCCCCCCCCCCAAAGGGCCCAAAAAGUGACCAAUUCCUGCAGAGACCUGAGUGAUUGGUAAUGCAACGCCUCGGAAUUGAGCGGCGACGGCGAAAAAAGUGGAAGCUUUUCAACCAUUUUCCUCGCGCUGUAAUUUGCUCGAAAAAAUAAAGGUCCGUCACCGGAUGUAAUGCCGAGGUGAGUAAGAGCAGCCCUUUGUAAAUUUGUAUGUCUGAAUAAUCAACAUUUCGACAUCACACUUCUUCCAACGUACACCCUAACCUACCAACAACCUUCUUUCCUCCAACCACCUUCGCCCCAGGCUCGUAUACACAGUCAACAACGACGACAGCGACGCAUAUCGGAUUGAAAAGCACACGACGACACCACCCCAUCGUUCAAGCACAUCACCGUCGCCACAAUGUCAUCGUACAGAGCAACGAGGACGGCCCUCCGCGUCGUCGCGCGCACAUCGAGGCCCGCCACCAGACCCUCACAAUCGCGAUCCUUCGCCAGCGUCCACGCCCCCUCAAGCGCAGGCUUCCUCCACCAGAACCACCAAACAUCACAACGCCGCCCGACAGCAACAACAACAAGUCGGCAGCAGCAAAGACAAUCCCCCUUUGCCGCCCGCACCGGCGCCGUCCGCACAAUCUUCAUCCAGACCGAAAACACACCCAACCCAGACGCCGUCAAAUUCCUCCCGAACCACCGCAUCCUCCCCGACACCCUCUCCACCCCCUUUAUCGAGUACCUCAACCCGCGCUCGACCAUCGCGCCGCCCUACCCCUCCCCGCUUGCCGCCCAGCUCAUGAACAUUGACGGCGUCACCUCGGUCUUUUACGGCGCCGACUUCAUCACCGUCAACAAAUCCCCCGACGCAAAUUGGGCGCAUAUCCGCCCCGAAAUCUUCGCCCUCAUCACAGAGGCAAUCACCUCGGGCCAGACCAUCGUCACCGUCUCGGCAGACAAGGAGGGCGGCGGCGCGGGCGCGGCGGCCAACGGCGCCCCCGAGGAGCAGGACAGUCUCGCCUACGACGAGAACGACAGCGAGGUCGUCGGUAUGAUCAAGGAGCUGCUCGAGACGAGGAUACGGCCUGCUAUCCAGGAGGACGGUGGCGAUAUCGAGUUCCGCGGGUUCACGGAUGAGGGUACCGUGUUGCUGAAGCUCCGCGGCGCGUGCCGGACGUGCGAUUCUAGCACCGUGACGUUGAAGAAUGGUAUCGAGAGCAUGUUGAUGCACUACAUCGAAGAGGUAAAGUCCGUCGAGCAGAUUCUCGACCAAGAGGAGGAAAUCGCCAACCUAGAGUUUGCAAAGUUUGAGGAAAAGCUCAAGUCCCAAAAGGGACCUGAGGCAACCGCGGCAUAGAGGUCUACGGGUAGCAUACCAGAAUGCGUUACGAGGAGAUCUGUAAAACCGCUGUACAAUUAAGAGAAACAUUUCAUCCAGCUUCAACCCGGUGACGUAGAGAAUACCCACUACAAAGAUUGUACACUGCCGUU
Messenger RNA from Colletotrichum phormii, 1482 nucleotides. RefSeq names its product scaffold protein Nfu/NifU N terminal-domain-containing protein. The transcript has 3 exons. Gene Ontology annotation, biological process: iron-sulfur cluster assembly. Gene Ontology annotation, cellular component: mitochondrion. Lineage: Eukaryota; Fungi; Ascomycota; Sordariomycetes; Glomerellales; Glomerellaceae. The record is from RefSeq and is a predicted model, not a curated record. Gene Ontology annotation, molecular function: iron ion binding; 4 iron, 4 sulfur cluster binding. Bases 401 to 1348 code for a protein of 315 amino acids.